Molecule: messenger RNA, 1281 nt
Organism: Periophthalmus magnuspinnatus
Lineage: Eukaryota; Metazoa; Chordata; Actinopteri; Gobiiformes; Gobiidae
Gene: samd13
Product: sterile alpha motif domain containing 13
Exons: 5
Coding region: 318-611 (97 amino acids)
Molecular function (GO): protein binding
Source: RefSeq, a predicted model, not a curated record
GAAUCUUCAGUGUCAUGUGGGCGAAGGAAGCUAAACCGAUACCGAUGGAGAGCUGCUAGUUGUCUUUACUUGAUUAAACCUAGAUUUCUAUCAAAUGUAUUUUGCGUUUUAAUACAUCUACUUAGAUUUUUUUUAAUAGACGGAAUUUUCUUACCAUUAUUGACUCUCUUGAAAAACAGGAAACGAACAAAAAUAAGUGUAAUGAUGUUGUCCUGCAGAGCCAUCCACACAAGGACGCUGCAACACGCAAACAAAUGAAGAUGCUAGCAGAGUCUGGGAACUUCUGAUGAAAUUACCACACCAGCCCACACUACAUAAUGGAGGAAAAGGCAAAUGGCUCCGUUGACCUCAAAAGCCCUGUGGAAAAUGGUCAGCUUCCUGACCCUGCCAACUGGGGCGUUGCUGAUGUUGUCAAUUACUUCAAAGCCACAGGAUUUGAAGAGCAGGCCACAGCUUUUCAAGAUCAGGAAAUCGACGGCAAGUCUCUUCUCUUGAUGACGCGUAAUGACGUGUUGACGGGCCUGUCCAUAAAGCUGGGACCUGCACUCAAAAUCUAUGAGUACCAUGUGAAACCUUUACAGACUCAACACCUGAAGAGCAAUGCCUCAUAGCAUCAAUAGACCAUCCAAAAACCCACCUCAGCGACAAUCAGUAUGUCAGGUGAUCCCAGUCUAGCUGCCGCUUUUCAAAGACUCCUCUAGUGGCACCUUAACAGAAUUUUUCAGUAUGUUUUUAAUAAUCUCACUCCCUAAAAGGGCUGCACAUGGGCCCACUAUGCUGUUUACCUUUUCAUUUAAUCUUAUACUGCUGCUUGAGAUGUUGUAUUUUAUUUUCUGUUAUUUAAUAGAAGAAUAGGUGGACAUUUUGCAGGUAUGGUGGGUGUGUUUGUGAGUGAAAUGAGGUUAAACCAAUGUUUUUAAAAGUAUUUAUAUACAAGAUGAAAUCUAGUACAAAACUGUCUAUGUUGUAUCAUACAUUGAAUUUUUAUUAUGCACCCCAUAAAUCUCCAACAGGUCAGUUAGUGAUCACAACUGUGCAGCUGAGGCCAUCUGUGCUGAGCAUGUAACAUUUAGUUUGUAUUGUUUCUAAACAUGACCUUUGUUUAUUUAACCGAGGCUCCAAAAAUGAGAUUAUUUAUGUGUAAAUAUUCCUUUCUGUGGUGCUUUACCUUUGUGACUGAGACCGCUGUAAUGAAGUGUGUAUGACCAAUGUGCAACAAAACACUGGCUCUGUCCCUAAAAGAUUUGCAAUAAAUGGUGCUGUUUUCUCACCAAAGAGUAA